CGCCGCCCGCCGCCGUAGCCGCGCACGGAGCGGAGCGGAGAUGGCGCUGCACGUCCCCAAGGCCCCGGGCUUCGCCCAGAUGCUCAAGGAGGGGGCGAAGCAUUAUUCAGGACUAGAAGAAGCUGUCUAUAGAAACAUCCAGGCAUGCAAAGAACUUGCUCAAACCACCCGUACAGCAUAUGGACCAAAUGGAAUGAACAAAAUGGUUAUCAAUCAUCUGGAAAAGCUUUUUGUUACAAAUGAUGCUGCUACUAUCCUGAGAGAGUUAGAGGUCCAGCAUCCUGCUGCAAAAAUGCUUGUGAUGGCUUCACACAUGCAAGAACAAGAGGUUGGAGAUGGAACAAAUUUUGUCCUUGUUUUUGCUGGAGUUCUUCUGGAGUUAGCAGAAGACCUUCUGAGGAUGGGGUUGUCUGUCUCAGAGGUGAUUGAAGGAUAUGAAAAGGCUUGCAAGAAAGCCCUAGAAAUUCUUCCAGAUUUGGUGUGCUGUUCUGCAAAGAACCUUCGAGAUGUUGAAGAGGUGGCAUCUUUGUUGUACACGUCAGUCAUGAGCAAACAAUACGGCAAUGAACGGUUCUUGGCAAAGCUUAUUGCUCAGGCCUGUGUUUCUAUUCUUCCUGAUUCUGGUCAUUUCAACGUUGAUAAUAUCAGAGUGUGCAAAAUUGUGGGUGCUGGUAUUUCUGCUUCCUCAGUACUGCAUGGCAUGGUUUUUAAAAAAGAAACUGAAGGAGAUGUUACUUCUGUCAAAGAUGCAAAAAUAGCUGUGUAUUCCUGCCCUUUUGAUGGUAUGAUAACUGAAACUAAGGGCACUGUCCUAAUAAAGAAUGCUGAAGAACUGAUGAAUUUCAGUAAAGGAGAAGAAAAUCUAAUGGAUUUGCAAGUCAAGGCCAUUGCUGAUAGUGGUGCAAAUGUAGUAGUGACAGGUGGCAAAGUGGCAGAUAUGGCUCUUCAUUAUGCCAACAAGUACAAUCUUAUGUUAGUAAGGUUGAACUCCAAGUGGGACCUGAGAAGACUGUGCAAAACUGUUGGUGCAACAGCCCUACCCAGACUGACUCCCCCCACUCUUGAAGAAAUGGGUCACUGCCAUAGUGUGUAUUUAUCAGAGGUUGGGGAUACACAGGUUGUGGUGUUUAAGCAUGAAAAGGAGGAUGGAGCCAUUUCUACUAUCCUCAUUCGUGGAUCUACAGAUAAUCUGAUGGAUGACAUAGAGAGAGCCGUGGAUGAUGGUGUCAAUACUUUCAAAGUACUCACAAGGGAUAAACGUCUUGUUCCUGGAGGUGGUGCAACAGAGAUUGAAUUAGCCAAGCAGAUCACAUCUUAUGGAGAGACUUGUCCUGGGCUUGACCAAUAUGCUAUCAAGAAGUUUGCUGAGGCAUUUGAAGCCAUUCCUCGAGCACUGGCAGAAAACUCUGGAGUAAAGGCUAAUGAGGUCAUCUCCAAACUUUAUGCCAUGCAUCAGGAAGGGAAGAAGAACGUUGGAUUUGAUAUUGAGGCUGAAGCUGCUGCAGUGAAGGACAUGUUGGAAGCUGGUGUGUUAGACACGUAUCUUGGAAAAUUCUGGGGUAUCAAGCUAGCUACAAAUGCAGCAGUAACUGUCCUAAGGGUUGAUCAGAUCAUUAUGGCAAAACCAGCUGGUGGCCCAAAGCCUCCAUCAGGAAAGAAAGACUGGGAUGAAGACCAAAAUGACUGAACAAUUUAACUGUAUUUCUUAAGUGACAUGACUUUGUGAGUUUUUUAAUAUCCCAGUUGGAGCCUGUCACAGUGUUUUGCUCUUGCCUUUAAAUUAUGAACAGUGUCCAAUGGAGUGCAGAACUUCAAACACCUCAAUAAAUGUACUCACUGUUAAAAUGUU
Molecule: messenger RNA, 1849 nt
Organism: Agelaius phoeniceus (red-winged blackbird)
Lineage: Eukaryota; Metazoa; Chordata; Aves; Passeriformes; Icteridae
Gene: CCT8
Product: chaperonin containing TCP1 subunit 8
Biological process (GO): protein folding
Molecular function (GO): ATP binding; ATP hydrolysis activity; ATP-dependent protein folding chaperone
Source: RefSeq, a predicted model, not a curated record